Messenger RNA from Dentiscutata heterogama, 320 nucleotides. NCBI's taxonomy places the organism in Eukaryota, Fungi, Glomeromycota, Glomeromycetes, Diversisporales, Gigasporaceae. The record is from the annotation of a GenBank genome assembly.
AUGACUUCUACAUCUUCAAAAUCAACUUCGAUAAUUAAAAACAGUAUAUAUGAUAAAAAGAACGGUGACAAACCUAGUCAUUCAAACUCCCGUAAUAACCGUCCUGACCCUCCUAAACCUCGUCAAAAAAAUCUUAAUGUAAAAUUGCCUACUCCUGCUCCUACUCCAAAAUCUCCUUGUUUUGUUCAUUCAGUUAUUGAUCCAUCAGUUUCAAUGCCACUAGCAGAAAUGAUAAAUCGUUUUGAUGAUGAUAUCACUCAAUAUUCAAAUUUGGCUGAGACCGCUGUUAGUGUUAGAGAGAUAUCAAAAAAACUUGGCAA